AGUGGGGUCGGCUUAUCAUGGCGGAUCGGACAGCUCCCAGCUGCCAGCUCCGGCUGGAGUGGGUGUACGGGUACCGGGGUCACCAGUGCCGCAACAACCUGUACUACACGGCCGGCAAGGAGGUGGUCUACUUUGUGGCUGGGGUCGGGGUGGUUUACAACACCCGAGAGCACAGCCAAAAAUUCUUCUUGGGACACAACGACGACAUUAUCAGCCUUGCCUUACACCCAGAUAAAACUCUUGUUGCAACUGGCCAAGUUGGAAAGGAGCCAUAUAUAUGUAUAUGGGAUUCCUAUAAUGUCCAGACUGUGUCUAUUCUUAAGGAUUUCCAUACACAUGGAGUCGCCUGCUUGGCUUUCGACUCAGACGGACAGCGUUUGGCCUCUGUGGGACUGGAUGCAAAAAACACAGUCUGCAUUUGGGACUGGAGGAAGGGAAAACUUCUGGCCUCAGCCACCGGCCACUCCGACCGGAUUUUUGAUAUUUCCUGGGAUCCAUAUCAGCCAAACAGAGUGGUUAGCUGUGGAGUAAAACAUAUAAAGUUUUGGACACUCUGUGGAAAUGCCUUGACUGCAAAAAGAGGGAUAUUUGGCAAAACAGGGGAUCUUCAGACCAUCCUUUGCCUUGCAUGUGCCAAAGAUGACAUCACCUAUUCUGGUGCUUUAAAUGGCGACAUCUAUGUCUGGAAAGGGCUCAAUUUAGUCCGCACCAUUCAAGGAGCACACAGUGCUGGAAUCUUUAGCAUGUAUGCUUGUGAAGAAGGCUUUGCCACUGGUGGACGAGAUGGGUGUAUUCGAUUAUGGGAUACUGAUUUCAAACCAAUAACCAAAAUUGAUCUCAGGGAGACAGAACAAGGAUAUAAAGGCCUCUCCAUCCGGAGCGUGUGCUGGAAAGCAGACCGCCUCCUAGCAGGGACCCAGGACAGUGAGAUAUUUGAAGUGAUUGUGCGCGAACGAGACAAGCCAAUGCUGAUCCUGCAAGGCCACUGUGAGGGGGAGCUCUGGGCUCUGGCCCUGCACCCCAAGAAGCCCCUGGCUGUGACGGGAAGUGACGAUCGCUCUGUCAGGCUAUGGAGCCUGGCUGACCAUGCCUUGAUCGCCCGCUGUAACAUGGAGGAAGCAGUUCGCAGUGUGGCCUUCAGCCCGGAUGGAUCUCAGCUGGCCCUGGGCAUGAAGGACGGCUCUUUCAUUGUUCUCCGAGUCAGAGAUAUGACAGAAGUGGUUCAUAUCAAAGAUCGAAAAGAAGUCAUUCAUGAAAUGAAAUUUUCUCCAGAUGGCUCUUACCUCGCGGUGGGAUCCAAUGAUGGCCCAGUGGACGUGUAUGCCGUUGCCCAGCGGUAUAAGAAAAUUGGAGAAUGCAGCAAGUCACUUAGUUUCAUCACACACAUUGACUGGUCUUUGGAUAGCAAAUACUUGCAGACCAAUGACGGCGCGGGAGAACGCCUGUUCUACAAAAUGCCAUCUGGGAAGCCUUUAACAAGUAAAGAAGAAAUCAAAGGGAUUCCCUGGGCCUCCUGGACAUGUGUGAAAGGCCCCGAAGUGAGUGGAAUUUGGCCUAAAUACACCGAUGUCACUGACAUCAAUUCGGUGGAUGCAAAUUACAACAGCUCAGUGCUGGUGUCUGGAGAUGAUUUUGGACUGGUUAAAUUGUUUAAAUUUCCUUGUCUCAAGAAAGGAGCCAAAUUUAGAAAGUAUGUGGGCCAUUCUGCACAUGUCACAAAUGUCCGCUGGUCCCAUGACUUUCAGUGGGUAUUGAGCACAGGAGGGGCUGACCACUCAGUUUUCCAGUGGAGAUUUAUUCCAGAAGGUGUCAGCAACGGUCUGCUGGAAACUGCACCCCAGGAAGGUGGCACUGAUUCUUACAGUGAAGAGUCUGAUUCGGAUUUAUCUGAUGUGCCAGAGUUGGACUCUGAUAUUGAGCAAGAAACUCAAAUCAAUUAUGAUCGCCAGGUUUACAAAGAAGAUCUACCUCAGCUAAAGCAACAAAGUAAAGAGAAAAACCAUGCAGUGCCCUUCCUCAAAAGAGAAAAGGCUCCUGAGGACAGCUUGAAACUCCAGUUCAUACACGGUUACAGGGGCUACGACUGUAGAAACAAUCUGUUCUACACGCAGACCGGAGAAGUGGUCUAUCACAUUGCUGCAGUUGCUGUUGUGUACAACAGGCAGCAACACUCCCAGAGGCUGUACCUGGGGCACGAUGAUGACAUUCUCAGCCUGACCAUCCAUCCAGUGAAAGACUACGUGGCCACCGGGCAGGUUGGAAGAGAUGCUGCUAUUCAUGUGUGGGACACACAAACUCUAAAAUGUUUGUCACUAUUGAAAGGACAACACCAGAGAGGAGUGUGUGCACUUGAUUUUUCAGCUGAUGGAAAAUGUCUGGUGUCGGUUGGUUUAGACGAUUUUCACAGUAUUGUGUUUUGGGACUGGAAAAAGGGAGAAAAGAUAGCCACCACAAGAGGACAUAAGGAUAAGAUAUUUGUGGUAAAGUGUAACCCACACCAUGUUGACAAACUGGUUACAGUUGGGAUGAAGCACAUCAAAUUCUGGCAGCAAGCAGGUGGGGGCUUCACCUCUAAAAGAGGAAUUUUUGGAAGUGUUGGAAAAUUGGAAACAAUGAUGUGUGUUUCUUAUGGGCGAAUGGAAGAUCUAGUGUUCUCAGGAGCAGCUACUGGAGAUAUUUUUAUUUGGAAAGAUAUCUUCCUACUGAAGACAGUGAAAGCUCAUGAUGGGCCUGUGUUUGCUAUGUAUGCAUUGGAUAAGGGUUUUGUAACAGGUGGAAAGGACGGAAUUGUGGAGCUCUGGGAUGACAUGUUUGAAAGAUGCUUGAAGACUUAUGCCAUUAAAAGAGCAGCAUUGUCAACUAGCUCAAAAGGCUUGCUUUUGGAAGAUAACCCUUCAAUUCGUGCCAUUACUUUGGGACAUGGGCAUAUCCUGGUGGGAACAAAAAAUGGGGAGAUCCUGGAAAUUGACAAAAGCGGCUCAAUGACACUGCUCGUUCAGGGGCACAUGGAAGGAGAAGUGUGGGGGCUGGCAGCUCACCCUCUCCUGCCCAUCUGUGCAACCGUGAGCGACGAUAAAACUCUCCGGAUAUGGGAAUUAUCCUCCCAGCACCGCAUGCUGGCAGUGCGCAAGCUCAAAAAAGGUGGAAGAUGCUGUGCCUUCUCCCCUGAUGGGAAAGCCUUAGCAGUUGGCUUGAAUGAUGGGAGUUUCCUGGUCGUAAAUGCUGACACUGUUGAAGACAUGGUCUCCUUCCAUCACAGAAAAGAAAUGAUCUCUGAUAUUAAAUUUUCAAAAGAUACAGGAAAAUACCUUGCCGUGGCAUCCCAUGAUAACUUUGUGGAUAUUUACAACGUACUGACAAGCAAACGGGUGGGCAUCUGUAAAGGUGCUUCUAGUUAUAUUACCCAUAUUGACUGGGACUCUAGAGGAAAAUUAUUGCAAGUUAAUUCGGGUGCCAAAGAACAACUCUUUUUUGAAGCUCCGAGAGGCAAACGGCAUAUAAUAAGACCUUCGGAGAUUGAGAAAAUAGAGUGGGACACGUGGACCUGCGUGCUGGGGCCUACGUGUGAGGGAAUCUGGCCUGCACACAGCGAUGUGACUGAUGUAAAUGCUGCCAGUCUUACCAAAGACUGUUCCCUCUUAGCCACUGGAGAUGAUUUCGGUUUUGUUAAGCUUUUUUCAUAUCCUGUCAAGGGCCAGCAUGCAAGGUUCAAGAAGUAUGUGGGGCACAGCGCACACGUCACCAACGUGAGGUGGCUGCACAACGACUCUGUGCUGCUCACAGUUGGUGGAGCCGACACAGCCUUGAUGAUCUGGACGAGGGAGUUUGUGGGGACCCAGGAGAGCAAGCUGGUGGACAGCGAGGAGUCGGACACCGAUGCCGAAGAGGACGGAGGCUAUGACAGUGACGUUGCCAGAGAGAAGGCCAUUGAUUACACCACCAAGAUCUAUGCUGUGAGCAUCAGGGAGAUGGAAGGCACCAAACCUCACCAGCAGCUGAAAGAAGUUUCAGUGGAAGAAAGGCAGGGAAUUGUCAAGGGAUCAAGACCGCCUGUCAGCAGAGCAGCCCCCCAGCCUGAGAAACUCCAGAAGAACAACAUCACCAAAAAAAAGAAACUGGUUGAGGAGCUGGCUCUCGACCACGUGUUUGGCUACAGGGGAUUCGACUGUCGCAACAACCUGCAUUACCUGAACGACGGUGCAGACAUCAUCUUCCACACCGCGGCGGCUGGCGUGCUCCAGAGCCUCUCCACGGGGAGCCAAAGCUUCUACCUGGAGCACACAGAUGACAUCCUUUGCCUCACGGUGAACCAGCACCCCAAGUACAGGAACGUGGUGGCCACCAGCCAGAUAGUUGAUAUUACGGAGACCCAAGGAACAACACCCUCAAUCCACAUCUGGGAUGCCAUGACCAAACACACGCUCUCUAUGCUGCGGUGCUUCCACUCGAAGGGGGUGAAUUACAUCAACUUCAGCGCCACUGGGAAGCUCCUUGUAUCGGUGGGAGUGGACCCUGAGCACACCAUCACUGUCUGGCGUUGGCAGGAAGGUGCCAAGGUUGCCAGCCGAGGGGGUCACCUGGAGCGCAUAUUUGUGGUGGAAUUUCGCCCUGACUCGGACACACAAUUUGUGUCUGUCGGGGUCAAACAUAUGAAGUUCUGGACCCUGGCAGGCAGUGCCCUGCUUUACAAGAAAGGGGUCAUUGGAUCCAUGGAGGCUGCCAAGAUGCAGACGAUGCUCUCCGUGGCCUUCGGUGCUAACAACCUCACUUUCACGGGUGCCAUCAACGGAGACGUCUACGUGUGGAAGGACCACUUCCUCGUCCGACUGGUGGCCAAGGCUCACACGGGCCCUGUCUUCACAAUGUACACGACCCUCCGGGAUGGACUCAUAGUGACCGGUGGCAAAGAGCGGCCGACCAAAGAAGGAGGUGCUGUGAAAUUGUGGGACCAGGAGAUGAAGCGCUGCCGGGCCUUCCAGCUGGAGACGGGGCAGCCGGUGGAGUGUGUGCGCUCUGUGUGCCGCGGCAAAGGGAAAAUUUUAGUAGGAACCAAAGACGGAGAAAUAAUUGAAGUUGGUGAAAAAAAUGCCGCUUCUAACAUCCUGAUUGAUGGGCACAUGGAAGGGGAGAUCUGGGGUCUGGCCACACACCCCUCCAAGGACAUCUUCAUCUCUGCCAGCAACGAUGGCACAGCCCGCAUCUGGGACCUGGCCGACAAGAAACUGCUUAACAAGGUGAACCUGGGCCACGCGGCCAGAUGUGCAGCCUACAGCCCUGACGGGGAGAUGGUGGCCAUUGGCAUGAAGAAUGGAGAGUUUGUCAUCUUGUUGGUGAACAGCCUGAAAGUCUGGGGGAAGAAACGAGACCGGAAGUCUGCUAUCCAAGAUAUCAGAAUCAGCCCAGACAGCAGAUUCUUAGCCGUUGGUUCUUCUGAACACACAGUUGACUUCUAUGACCUCACUCAGGGCACAAGCCUGAACCGCAUUGGCUACUGCAAAGAUAUUCCAAGCUUUGUCAUUCAGAUGGAUUUUUCUGCGGAUGGCAGAUACAUCCAGGUGUCAACAGGAGCCUACAAGCGCCAGGUGCAUGAGGUACCCCUGGGGAAGCGGGUCACUGAAGCCGUGGCCAUUGAGAAGAUCACCUGGGCCUCCUGGACAAGCAUUCUGGGGGAUGAAGUCAUUGGCAUCUGGCCACGAAAUGCGGACAAGGCUGAUGUCAACUGCGCGUGUGUGACCCAUGCUGGCCUCAACAUUGUCACAGGAGAUGACUUUGGGCUGGUGAAGCUCUUUGAUUUUCCGUGCACAGAAAAAUUUGCCAAACAUAAGCGUUACUUUGGCCACUCAGCUCACGUGACGAACAUCCGUUUCUCUCAUGAUGACAAGUAUGUGGUCAGCACUGGAGGAGACGACUGCAGUGUGUUUGUGUGGCGAUGUCUGUAAAUGCCGGAACCCUCUUUAUUGCUGCUGCUGCUACCACCCAGCAACUGCAGGGGCAGUGACGAGGCCCCUCGUUGCCACCAGCUGCUGGGAAAGGCCUACGCUGCGGGCCACACAAGUUCCAAGUGCUAGUGAAGUGGGGUGACUGCUCCCAGACUCUGGAAUCUCCAAAACUGUGAUGCCAAGAAGGUCAGUUCUAAAAUGUUAAGAGUGCUUUCCUCUGUUCCUGAGACUAUACUGACCACAAUGACAAAAAAAAUCCUGCUAAUGUAGCCCACCAACGAAAUUUAAAGCCUCAGUUACCCUGACCAAUAUGUAGCUUUUAAUUUGCAUCAAAACUUUUACAAAAGAUGUUUUGCUAUUAUGUUUCUAUAUACUUUAAAAAUGUUCAUUUUUACAAAUGAGUUGAACAAGACAGCUUAAUUUAGAUGCGCUAAAGCACUAGAAAUAUUGAUAGCCUCAGUUCUCCACAUUUAGCUUUCAAAACCAAAUGAGCCAUGUACAAACAAGUUGAGAAACUUAAUUUUUUAACAUUUCAUUUGCAGAGUUUUAUAUCCAUUAAGUGCCUUUGAAAGUUUCCAGUUGUGUGGGCUGCUGUCUCCCCUCCCACAAAUUAUCUCCUUUCUACAUAUGGUGCUAAAACUUCAAAACUGAGGAGGGCUACAGGACCCUUAACAGAUUCCUGGUCUGUCACCCAUGUCAUGUGUUUAUGUCGAGGCUUCCUAAAUGACAUCAGUUCCCUGCUUGAGAAGUAGUGGCAGGUGAGCAGCAAAGAAACUUAAAUUCAGGAGGGAGGGGGUAAAAAUGGGUUUUCACUGUUUAGUGCCAAACCUACAAAAUCCAAAAUAGAAGUAAAAUUAACCUCUACUACAAAAUAGUAGGAAAAAAAAGAAAAAAAAAAGCUCAAGUGGGUCUAGGAUUAACGAACUCUUAAUCCUAA
Molecule: messenger RNA, 6876 nt
Organism: Herpailurus yagouaroundi (jaguarundi)
Lineage: Eukaryota; Metazoa; Chordata; Mammalia; Carnivora; Felidae
Gene: EML6
Product: EMAP like 6
Exons: 44
Coding region: 18-5939 (1973 amino acids)
Molecular function (GO): microtubule binding
Source: RefSeq, a predicted model, not a curated record